CCUUCUCUUGAAAACCACUUAAAUAUCCUUCUUACCGUAUUCACUCUCACCCCCAUCACACACCACUCCUUCCCUCUUUUUCUUUCUCACUUAUCACCAUGCCCUUAUUCCCCAACUUCCUCCUCUCCCUGUUCCUGCUAAUUGGUGUGUGCAAUUGCAGAACUACAACAAAAAAUGAAGAGUCGCAUGUGCAAAUGCAGACACAAACCCUUAACACAAACCCAACUCUCUUCAACCCGCAGGUCCCACCCCUCCGAACCCUCUCUUCCUCCAAGCGAUUUGAGGGGUCCUCGGAGUUCGUGAAGCUCAAAUACCACAUGGGUCCGGUGUUGUCUUCCCCGAUCAACAUCUACCUCAUCUGGUACGGCAAGUGGCCCCAAUCGCAGAAGCUUCUCAUUAAGGACUUCCUCCUCUCAAUCUCCGCCUCCGAUCGCCGGGUCGCUCCCUCUCCCUCCGUCUCCGACUGGUGGCAAACUGUCUCUCUCUACACCGACCAGACCGGCGCCAACAUCUCCCGCUCCGUCUCCAUCGCCGGCGAGUACAGCGACCUCCUCUACUCCCACGGCACGCAACUCACGCGCCUAUCCGUGCAGGAUGUAAUCGCCACCGCCGUCCGCGCCAAGCCCUUCCCCGUCGAUCAUCGCAACGGGAUCUACCUGAUCCUCACGGCCGAAGACGUCACCAUGGAGGACUUCUGCCGCGCCGUCUGCGGCUUCCACUACUUCACCUUCCCCUCCAAGGUCGGCUACACCCUCCCCUACGCCUGGGUUGGGAACUCCGGCAAGCAGUGCCCGGAGGUGUGCGCCUACCCCUUCGCCGUCCCCGGGUACAUGGGCGGAGGUGGCCCCGGCCACCUCACUCCGCCUAAUGGCGACGUCGGCGUCGACGGCAUGGUCAGCGUCAUCGGCCACGAACUGGCUGAGCUCUCCUCCAAUCCCCUGGUGAACGCCUGGUACGCCGGCGAGGACCCCACCGCACCCACCGAGAUCGGUGAUCUCUGCGAGGGCCUGUACGGAACGGGUGGUGGAGGUGGUUACAUCGGGUCCGUUCUGAAAGAUGGAGAAGGGAGAACAUUCAAUCUGAACGGUAGAAACGGAAGAAAGUUUCUGGUGCAGUGGAUUUGGAGCCCCGUUUUGAAGGCUUGUGCUGGCCCCAAUGCUUUAGAUUAAAUUCACUUCACACAUUGCAUAGUUACUUGGAUUCCUCUUUUUUUCUUACUUACUAUGUAUCAUAUCUGAUGAUGCUCUAUCAUUUUAUUUUAUUAAAUUUUUUCACUUCCCUGCUCGAAA
Messenger RNA from Vigna unguiculata (cowpea), 1289 nucleotides. RefSeq names its product protein EXORDIUM-like 5. NCBI's taxonomy places the organism in Eukaryota, Viridiplantae, Streptophyta, Magnoliopsida, Fabales, Fabaceae. The record is from RefSeq and is a predicted model, not a curated record.